ACGAAUCGAUAUAUACGUACCCAGGGAGUGUAACCAUGGAAAUCUUGUAUCAGACAAAGACGAUGUUAUAUGCGUUUACGUUUCGUUUUAAUAAGUGGUCACCCGGAUGACACGCAAUACACAUUAAUCGUUGAAAAUGGAAAACAUUUAUCGUCUUAAAAAGAAUAUGGUUUAUCCUGAAAAAAUAAACUUAAAUGAACUCUCUAGAAAAACAUCCGCAUUUUCCACUACUUCCUGGUGUUCUGAACCUCUCGAUGACGGCAACACAGAUGAUAAUACUGAUUGCAACAAAGAGAAUGUCGAUGAUCUCAGUGUUCGAAGCGUUAAUGGUGGCAGUGAAAAGGAUAAUUCCGUAAACUCUAUCAAAUCUAACAAUUCUGUGAUUGCGAAUAAGCAAUUUAUUCGAGACCGAGUCAGAACCUUAAUUGAUGCUUUCACACAACGAACACGAUCAAUACGUGAGACGAUAGAGCUACCGGUAACCCCUUCAAUUAGUAGUCAAGAGGUCACUCCAGGCGUAGCGCGAGCAAAAGAAGAAGACACGGAUGAAAACAUGGAUUCAACAGCAGCACCUGAAGACCAACCAACCAACCAAGAGAGAACUAUAUAUGAAAGAUUUAAUAGUUUAUAUAAUAGUGCAACACUGGAUUCACAGGGAAAACCAUAUUUAAUUUGGAUGUGUGUCGCAGCGUCAGCUGUUAUGUACAAUCUAUGGGCAGUGCCGCUGAGAAGCACGUUUCCUUACCAAACACCAUCAAAUCGAAUAGUGUGGAUGUUUUUUGAUUAUCUUUCUGAUACAAUAUACCUUAUAGAUGUUCUCUUUAUUCAAACAAGGACAACGUAUGUUAGUCAAGGGUUUACAGUUUCGGAGUACAAGCUGACGAGAUUAAAUUAUUUUCGCAAGAUGUAUUUCAAGCUGGACGUUUUUUCUUUGAUACCAUUGGAUUUACUAUUCUUCUAUAUUGGCCCUGACCAUGCAAUUUUUAGGCUUCCCAGAAUUUUUAAAGUCCAUACAUUUUGGGCACUAAUCGAUUUUAUUGAUAAGUUAGUUGCAUCGCCCCAUAUCAUACGUCUUACCAGAACAUUACUGAAUAUGUUUUAUCUUAUCCAUCUAAACGCUUGUGCAUACUACGCAAUAUCCUUGUGGGAGGGCAUAGGAACUAAUGAUUUUGUUUAUGACGGGCAAGGAAAUGCUUAUAUUGUGUGUUUUUAUUUUGCGACUAAAACAGCAACGUCAAUUGGUAAAAAUCCUAAACCUACACAAGAAGUGGAAUACAUGUUCAUGACAUUCUCCUGGUUGUUGGGAGUAUUCGUUUUUGCUGUACUAAUUGGUCAAAUAAGAGACAUCAUCGCUACGGCUACUCAGUCCAAAACUGAAUACAGAAAGUUGGCCGAUGAAACUCUAGAGUACAUAAGACGUCUUAAUUUGCCGCAGGAGAUGCUAAAACGAGUCCAGGUGUGGUUUAAUUACACUUGGGAAACCCAGCGCACCUUAGACGAAAAUGUAAUAUUGGAUUUUUUGCCACAAAAAACUAAAGCGGAUCUCGCAAUGGACAUUCACAUUAAAACUUUAAGUAAAGUGAAGAUUUUUGCCGAUUGUGACGAAGCCUUGCUUCGUGAACUAGUUCUUCAGUUGAAAUCCGUCAUUUACCUUCCCGGAGACUUAAUCUGCAAAAAGGGGGAUAUUGGAAAAGAGAUGUAUAUAGUUCAAUCCGGUAAAGUUCAAGUGUUAGGACCAAUAGACAAUUUGGUCCUCGCUACUCUUUCAGAAGGCUGCGUCUUUGGGGAAAUAAGUUUACUGGGAAUAAAAGGAAUGAAUCGCCGUACUGCAGACAUUAGAUCUUACGGUUACUCCAAUCUCUUCGUUCUGAGCAAGUCAGAUUUACAAGAUGCGUUAAGAUACCACCCGGACGCGCAAAUGCUGCUUGUUGCAAAAGCUAAGGAACUUAUGAAGCAAAACGAAGAAAUGGAACGUAAAAACAAAGCCACGAUAGUUAUUAAAAAUCCGAGCGAAACGGAAUCCGAACCAAAAAUUAUUAAAACCGUUAUGCAAACAUUGCCAGCAAAUUCGAAUCUCAAUCACACGCUUACGAGUGGGUCGAAACGAAAAUCGUUGCCAGCAAACUCAAAUGUCAAUUGUACCAAUGGGCCGCAACGAAAAUCUUUGAGUAACUCGAAUAAAUUUCAGUCGCGAUACACUUCGCCAGCAAUCGCCGAAGACAAUCGCGAUUCUGACCAAACGUUUGAGACUAAAGUUACUGUUCAUAGAACUUCAAAUUAAACUAAUACCAUAGGUACUUGUGCAGACUGAUUAUCGAAGAUGGUCGGUCAGUUGUAUUUGAGGAACACUGUAUGUUAUCCACUUGAUACUUUGAAAAAUGCCAUUUCCAAACAAGUCAAUAUCCUCUUUUUUCGCGGCAAACGAUUUUUUCCAACGUACAAUUCAUCUAUGGAAUACAUAAAAUCGUUAGAGAAUUUAUAGCAUUUCUUAAAAUAACAUAUUGGAAGAAAAAAUGUUUUAAAAGCCACUCGUGAAUGUUGCCGCGUAACAUAACUGUAAAUGAUGAGUAACGGGCAAAUAUAGACAAUAGCAUCUAUCAAUUAGCGAAAACCCGUAGUAAAGUUUCAUUUAUUAUAUCUUUUGUAUGUGUCUUUGAUUCAAGAAUUACUACGAAAAGGUACAUUUCCAAAUUUUUAAGUGCUGAUAUCAGUACUCAAUAUUAUGCUAAAAUGUUCAAAAUGUUGAUGUACCUACUUUAUUUAUAAGAGGGCUGAGGGACAUACAUAAACAAAUUAUGUAUAAUGUACUAGUUAACGAGCUGUAUCUAUAUCAACUUCUAAUGAUUAUUUUUAUACUGUUUGUCAUGGACAACGUCCAAUGGAAAAGCCUUAUUAUCUGUAGGUAUUUUCUGAUAAAGCUACUACUAAGUAAUUAUAGACCGAGAGAUAACGACAGAUUUUGUGCGAUGAUUUUUAAACGUCUGUCACCGGAAUUUUCUCUCACAAGUUAGAAAUAGCAUAGCUUACACUAUGGAAAUAGCGUGUAAAUGUAUUACUCUCGCUAGGAAAGAUUGCCGGUCACAGCACACCUUAUGUUGAUCUAAAAUGCGAGCGACUUCCGGAAUAGGAUCGUGCCAGUGUUGAACAAAAAGUCUUUUCGGUCAACAUUGACACUAUACUAUCCCAGAAGUCGCUCGCAGCUUUGAAUAUAAAAUUAUUCAAAGCUCGCAGCUUAAGAAGAACAUACAUUGCAGACCGAGGUGUUCUGUGACCGGCAAUCAAAGUUUAUUAUAAUAAUAAUACAAGCUGUUUAUGC
Photinus pyralis (common eastern firefly) is the source of this 3316-nucleotide messenger RNA. It is a transcript of the gene CngB, whose product is annotated as cyclic nucleotide-gated cation channel beta-1. Gene Ontology annotation, biological process: monoatomic cation transmembrane transport. The transcript has 6 exons. Gene Ontology annotation, cellular component: intracellular cyclic nucleotide activated cation channel complex; plasma membrane. Gene Ontology annotation, molecular function: intracellularly cAMP-activated cation channel activity; protein-containing complex binding; cGMP binding. The record is from RefSeq and is a predicted model, not a curated record. Lineage: Eukaryota; Metazoa; Arthropoda; Insecta; Coleoptera; Lampyridae. Bases 137 to 2281 code for a protein of 714 amino acids.